AUGGCGUCCAUGUUCGCGGGUCCGUCCCGCAGGCAGCAUGGUGAGAAUGCAUUUGCUGAGUGCCGCGGCGAUGACCGUCUUCAACCCUUUGCGAGUGGUGGGACACUGCGAUAUCGACGCAGCAUUGCUCAGUUUGAGCAAGUACGGCUAGGCCUCCCCGACGACGUGCCCAUCAUCUGCGCACAGUGGAACUCGAUCAUUGCGGUCAACUAUCCGGCCCGCAAGUUCGGUAUCAAGAGAAUGACUCUUAUCGAGGAUGCCAAGAAACUCUGCCCAGACCUCGUGGUCCAGCACGUCGCUACUUAUCGUGAAGGCGAGAGCGAGGCUGGAUACUGGGACGACGUCGACCGAAGGACGCACAAGGUCAGCCUUGACCCGUACCGCCGCGAGAGCCUCAAGAUUCUCGCCGUAUUCCGGGAGAUGGCCCCAACGGCCGAGCUGGAGAAGGCGUCCAUUGACGAGGCGUUCUUGGACCUCACCCCCAUGGUCAUUGAACGUAUCCUCUCCUCAUACCCAUACAUUGCCACUGUUCCAGACGAUGCGCCAGACGGUCUCGACAUGCCACUUCCUCCACCACCAGCAAUAGACUGGUCGCGCGCCGGAUCUGUGUUCCCACUCCAGGUCGAUGACGAAACUGAAGUCGACGUCGAGGGACGAGGCUGGCACAUGGCAAGAUCUCGCACUGUGUAUCGGCGCCGAGAUCAUGGCGGACGUAUCGCACAUAACAAGACAAUUGCCAAGCUUUGCUCCGCCUGGAAGAAACCGAACGCCCAGACGGUUAUGCGACUUGAAGCGACGCCUGGGUUCCUGAGGGACAUGGACUUCACAGAUAUCCGAUUCCUCGGCGGCAAGCUUGGUAGCGCAAUGGCUGCCGAGUUCAAUGCCAAGACGGUUGGCGACAUGCUAGGACCUACAGGCCAAGUUUGGCGAAGAGAGCAUAUGGGUGUACAACAUUCUGAGGAGGUCAAGGAGAAGCUCGCGACCAAGUCCAUGCUCGCAUCCAAGAACACCAUCCCCAACGUCCGUACCGCAGAACAAGGCCACCACUGGCUGUCUGUUCUUGCUGGCGAGCUCAACGUUCGUCUCCGGGAGGCACGAGGCGUGACGCCCGGUCUGUGGCCCAAGACUCUCGUUCUCUCCAUCCGCUCGUCAGGUGCAGGAGCAUCUCAUUCUCGUCAGGCGCCGUUUCCGUUUACUCGCAACCUCAGCACCGAGUAUAUUGUCAAGCAUGCUCGCAAGCUGUGGGACGAAUCGACCCAGCCGCUAGCGAAGGGGACCAUGAAGCUGAGCAAUAUAGGUCUGGCCUUCACCAGCCUCGACAAGCUUGAGGAAGGUCAGCAAGGGAUCGAGGGCUUCUUCAAAACUGGCAAUGUUGAGAAACGACCACGCGAGACGACAGUCCUGUCAAAUGACUCGUCGUCCAAGCGACCUCGGUUGCCUACUCUCCACACCAAGCCGAAGCCAAACGCUCUCGAAUCGUUCCUCGCCCAAGGCAGGGGGACGCCUCCGCCGGUGGUCAAGGACGAGAUCAAGGACAGCAGUCAUCCUACACCCGAUGCACGACCUUCACCGAGCACGCCGCCUGCUGCAGACACUCCGGGGGCCUGGCAGUGUCCGAAGUGCGAUACGACGUUUACGGCUCCACCUGGCGUACCUGCCGAUGAGCAAAAAGCAUGGAUUUCACACGCAAGGCAAGAGCACGACGACUAUCACUUUGCCCUCUUGCUGCCGCCUGCUGGCUGA
Molecule: messenger RNA, 1743 nt
Organism: Apiotrichum porosum
Lineage: Eukaryota; Fungi; Basidiomycota; Tremellomycetes; Trichosporonales; Trichosporonaceae
Product: DNA-directed DNA polymerase eta rad30
Exons: 14
Coding region: 1-1743 (580 amino acids)
Biological process (GO): error-prone translesion synthesis; response to radiation
Cellular component (GO): replication fork; site of double-strand break; nucleus
Molecular function (GO): DNA-directed DNA polymerase activity; damaged DNA binding
Source: RefSeq, a predicted model, not a curated record